Molecule: messenger RNA, 2753 nt
Organism: Cotesia glomerata
Lineage: Eukaryota; Metazoa; Arthropoda; Insecta; Hymenoptera; Braconidae
Product: zinc finger protein 148-like
Exons: 5
Coding region: 350-2575 (741 amino acids)
Biological process (GO): central nervous system development; positive regulation of transcription by RNA polymerase II
Cellular component (GO): nucleus
Molecular function (GO): RNA polymerase II cis-regulatory region sequence-specific DNA binding; DNA-binding transcription activator activity, RNA polymerase II-specific
Source: RefSeq, a predicted model, not a curated record
CACUUAAAAUAAUUUGUUAAAAGUUAUAAUCCAGUUGGCAAAAGUAAAUAAUAAAUUUAUUUUUUAUCUCGUGUUUUUAUUAUUGAUUGUUAUUUUCAUUAUUAUUGAUGACAAGUGUUGUUACUCAUCGAGCAGAUAAUUUUUUCUGACCAGCUGUUGAGUUUAGUGUCAAGUUUCGCCACAAAGUGGCGCGACUGGCGGCAAAAAUAAUUUUUUUUUCCUCACUCGCUCUUAACUUGGCUAAACUUAAUUCCCAAGUUCCAAGUUAAAGUCCAAAAUAAAACUACUACAUGAAAUAAUUUGUUAGUGUAGAGAAGUGAGAGUGAGAGAAUCCCACGUAUGUAAAAGUAUGGCGACGUGGGAGAGUGAUAAAUUUUCAGAUCAUUUAAAUUCCGUGGGGAUUGACAGUAAUUUUGAUGAAAUUCUUAUAACACAUGACUUACAAGACUGCUUGGAUGACAGCCUUGAUCUCACAAACUUCGAUAAGGUUUAUGAUCAAUCGGUUAUUGAAUUAAAUAAUCAAAAUGAUAAAUUUAAUGACGAAGAUGCUUCUUAUAUUUCGAAACUCCCUGAUGACAGCUCUGGUUACAUCCACCACACAAUCAGCCCAAAUGAAAUAUACAUGCGAAUUCAUCCAGGGCAGGAUGAUUUUAUGCCGGACGAUCCAUCUCACGCGACAAUUACCAUCGAGAGUACUGAUCCGGAUACCAAUCAGAAGCACAUCAGUCGAUAUGAAUGCAAAUACGACGGGUGUUCGCGAACAUACAGCACCGUUGGUAACUUGAGGACUCACAUGAAAACACACAAAGGUGAAUUUCGUUUUAAAUGUGCUGAACCAAAUUGCGGGAAGGCUUUUCUUACAUCUUACAGUUUAAAAAUUCACGUUCGAGUUCAUACUAAAGUAAAACCCUUUGAAUGUAAUCACGAUGGUUGCGAUAAAGCGUUCAAUACUUUGUACCGAUUACGAGCACACCAAAGAUUACACAGCGGUAAUACAUUUAAUUGUGAAGAAACUGGAUGCGUUAAAUUCUUUACAACACUAAGUGAUCUCAAAAAACAUACACGCACUCACACUCAAGAACGUCCUUACAAGUGUCGGGAGAAGGGUUGUGGAAAAGCAUUUACUGCGUCGCAUCAUUUAAAGACCCACAAGAGAACUCACACCGGGGAGAGACCGUACACGUGCUCGUAUGACAAUUGCCAAAGAUCGUUUACUACUCCACAUAGUUUGAAAAGUCAUAUGAAGACGCACAAGAAAAUCGCUGAUGGCGAAGCACAAAAAGAAGAAUCUACGAAUGAAUCAAUAUCUUCGGCAUCAUUUACUUUAAUUAAUAGUUAUAAUUCAAACGCGCCGUAUGAAACAAAUAAUAUUAGUAAAAAUAAAAAUAAUAACGACAUUGAAAGUAAUAAUAGUAUAUUAAAUUUAAAUUCUAUAAAUAAUAAUUUAAAUUUCAAUCUACCAAGUACAAACCUAGAACAAAUAAAUAGUACAAAUAUAUUAGCGGGAGCAGGUUUUAUAACUGAAGAUAAAAUAAUUAAUAGUAAUUUAACCAAAGAGAAUUUUGAUAAUAAUGAAACUUAUGCCAAAUUAAAUAUUUUUAUAGACAAUAUUGAAGAUAAAAAAAAAUUAGAUCAAUUGGCAUUAUCUAACAAUUUGAUGGAAGAAUCUAAAGCAAGUAGUCCGCUAUUAAAUUUAGAGCAAAAAAUAAUACGCGACGGUAUACAAAAUACUAUUGAGCAGUUGGCAAAAGUAUCAGAGGAGAGUGAAAAUAUUUUUGAUAAUUUAGAGAGUAAAGGUAACAAUAUUAAUCAAAAGUGUCAAUUGUUUAAUGAGGAUUUAUUACCUCAAAUUGAAAACGAGCAUCAAUCCGAGGCUGUUGAAUUAGCGAUUGCGUCUGAAGAAGAAAUUCCGUCACCCUGGAUUGAUGUUAUGGCUUUAGCAGCAGCACCACCCGCUCUUAGAACGGAAUCUUGGGAAGAGAUAAAUGCAUUUCCUACUGCAGUUCAUUCACUUGUUGAUCUAAUUGGUCCUGAGCCUUACCCACUCGAAUUACAAGACCAAUUAGAGACUACGGAAACUGUUAAUAAAAUAACAACCGAGUUUUCACCAAAGAUUGCUGCUAUUAAUGAUAACAAUAGUAUUACAGUAAAUAGUAAUAUUAGUAAUGAUAAUAAUAAAACUGAAAGAAAUUUAUUGCAAGAGAUAACUGCCGAUGCAGACAUUUGUAAGUGUGUUGAUUGUAAAUGUAAUGAAACAAAUAAUUGUCAGAAUUGCUCCUCAGAAGUUUCGAGUUUGGAUAAAAUAGAAGAGAAUAUGUCAAAUUCUCCUGAGUUGAAUAUUGUCAAUGAAAUUGUUUCAUGUCUCCAGCGUCAAUGUAAAAAUAAUAAUGAUGUAAAUGACGACAAUGAUUCUUGUUGCGUGGUAAUUUGUUUAAAAACAUUGAAAAAACUUCAACGAGUAUUUAAACAAAAUUGUUGUAGGGAAUUAGAACGGUCUAGUUGUUGUAAAAAACAAACUGAACGAUCUAAUUUAUCUUUUGCUGUAGGAAAAAGUCAAUUGGCUAAUAACCAGUAGGUUUAAUUUUAUAAAGAUUAAUUAUUAUUACUAGUCAAUUUUAUAAUGAGCUUACGACUUACAAUAUUGAUUAAGAGAUUAAAAAAAAAAUUAUAUUGCUAUUGUUUUGCAUUUAGUGCUUGUUGCUUAAGUUUUAAGGAAAAAUUUGGUAAAUAUUUACAACCAUCCAUUUUUUAUU